UCCUGGAACACCUCUCUGCUGCCUGGAGCCCUGCCCCAUUCUGCUCUCUCCUGGACCCAUAGAAGUCCCAGACAUGAACCAGCCCAGACCUCGAUACGUGAUAGACCGAGCUGCAUAUUCCCUCACCCUUUUUGAUGAGGAAUUUGAGAAGAAGGACCGGACUUACCCAGUGGGCAAAAAGCUUCGUGAUACUUUCAGAUGUUCCUCUGCCAAGAUCAAAACUGUGAUAUUUGGGCUUUUCCCUGUCCUCUCAUGGCUCCCCAAAUACAAGAUCAAGGACUACAUCGUGCCUGAUCUGCUUGGAGGAUUGAGUGGGGGAUCCAUCCAGGUCCCACAAGGCAUGGCUUUUGCACUGUUGGCCAACCUUCCUGCAGUCAAUGGCCUCUACUCAUCCUUCUUCCCUCUCCUGACCUAUUUCUUCUUGGGUGGCGUGCAUCAGAUGGUACCAGGUACCUUUGCUGUUAUCAGUGUCCUGGUGGGUAACAUCUGUCUGCAACUGGCUCCAGAGUCAAAAUUCCAGGUCUUUAACAAUGUCACCAACACAAGUCACGUGGAUAUAGCAGCCAUGGAGGCAGAGAGACUCCAUAUAUCAGCAACACUGGCUUGCUUAACAUCUAUCAUUCAGAUGGGCUUAGGAUUUGUACAAUUUGGCUUUGUAGCCAUCUACCUGUCUGAGUCCUUCAUCAGAGGCUUCAUGACUGCUGCUGGGCUGCAGAUCCUGAUCUCUGUGCUCAAGUACAUUUUCGGGCUGACCAUCCCCUCCUACACCGGCCCAGGAGCCAUUGUUUUGACCUUCAUCGACAUCUGCAAAAACCUGCCCCAUACAAAUAUUGCCUCGCUUGUCUUUGCCCUGAUCAGUGCUGUCUUUCUGGUGCUGGUGAAAGAGCUCAAUGUCCGCUACAUGCACAAGAUCCGAGUCCCCAUCCCCACAGAGUUGAUUGUGGUGGUGGUGGCAACGGCUAUCUCUGGGGGUUGUAAGAUGCCCAAGAAAUACCAUAUGCAGAUUGUGGGAGAGAUCCAACAAGGAUUCCCCACCCCAGUGUCCCCCAUGGUCUCCCAGUGGAAGGACAUGAUUGGCACAGCCUUCUCGCUGGCCAUUGUGGGUUAUGUCAUCAACCUGGCCAUUGGCAGGACCCUGGGAACCAAACAUGGCUAUGAUGUGGAUUCUAACCAGGAAAUGAUUGCUCUUGGCUGUAGCAACUUUUUUGGCUCCUUCUUUAAAAUUCAUGUUAUUUGCUGUGCUCUCUCAGUUACCCUCGCUGUGGAUGGAGCAGGGGGCAAAUCCCAGGUGUCAAGUCUGUGUGUAUCACUGGUGGUGAUGAUCACCAUGUUGGUGUUGGGGGUCUAUCUGUACCCCUUACCCAAGUCUGUCCUAGGGGCUCUAAUUGCUGUCAACCUCAAGAACUCUCUUAAGCAGCUCACUGACCCCUAUUAUUUGUGGAAGAAAAGCAAAUUGGAUUGUUGUGUCUGGGUGGUGAGUUUCCUCUCAUCAUUUUUCCUCGGAUUACCCUAUGGUGUAGCAGUGGGUGUCUCCUUCUCCAUCUUAGUGGUUGUCUUCCAGACCCAAUUUCGUAAUGGAUCUGCCCUGGCCCAAGUCAUGGACACAGAUAUCUAUGUGAACCCUAAGACCUACAAUAGGGUCCAGGAAGUAGAAGGAAUUAAAAUCCUGACUUACUGCUCUCCACUCUACUUUGCCAAUUCAGAAAUCUUCAGACAGAAGGUCAUUUCCAAGAUAGGUGUGGAUCCCCAGAAAGUAUUCCUGGCCAAGCAGAAAUACCUAAAAAAACAGGAGAAGGAACUCAAGAUGCCCACAAAACAGAGGAAAUCCCUAUUCUUGAAAAAAAAGACUGUCUCCCUGCAGGAACUCCAGGAAGACUUUGAAGGUGUUUCUCCCACUGAUACCAACAACAAUCAGACAGCUGCCAACGGAACUGGGAUCUCCUAUAUCACCUUCAGUCUAGAGACCCCAACACCUCCCAAAGAUGAGCCACCAGCUCCCUUUACACUAUCAAGUGAACCUGAGAAUCCCCUAGCCAGUGCCCCACCCUUCAUCUCCUUCCACACUAUCAUCCUGGACAUGAGUGGAGUCAGCUUCGUUGAUCUUAUGGGCAUUAAAGCAUUGGCAAAGCUCUCCUCCACCUUUGGAAAGAUUGGUGUGAAGGUCUUCUUGGUGAAUAUUCAAGCCCAAGUGUACAAUGACAUUAAUAAUGGAGGUGUUUUUGAAGACGGGACCUUAGAACGAAGUCACAUCUUUCCCAGCAUCCAUGACGCUGUCCUUUUUGCCCAAGCCAACAGCAGAUCAGUGGUCACAGGACAAGACUUAGGAAUGGCUCCAGUGAACACUGACCUUUCUCUGUACGAUUCAGACGAUGGUGGAUCUAGCUACCGUGAUCUGGAACAGGAGAUAUUUGGGAGCAUGUUCCAUUCUGAGACACUAACAGCUCUGUGAGACUUCAGCAGGAACUUCUCGCCAUCUCCAGCAUUUCCCAUUGCCCAGGACCUUCCAUGAAGAAGUGUUUGACUCUCUCAGCCUAGGAUUAUGUCAGAUGGACCUCCAGAGUCAUGGCUGGGUACAGGAAAGUACGCGCACCAGGCUUCCCGUUUUCACCUUCUCCAUCCUUUUCCUUUUUCCUUCUGCUUGGAUUGUUCAGAAGGAUGCAACCACUGCAGCACAAAGUUCUCAGGACUGGCAAGAGCAAAGACUUGGAGAGUCUGACUGACACUAAAAAGACAUUCACUCCCCUAGGCAGUUGGAAAGGUCCCUUAACUUCCUAGGAUAAUCCAAGGUGGAAGGAAAAAUGCAGAAUUCUGACUUUUCCAGAGACUGGAAGCCAACCCUACACUGCCACACUUGGAUGCCAGUAGGUUCCAGGCUGCCCAAGGACACUUGGGGCUGAGGCCAUGGAAGGGAAGAAUUUUCUAUUCUGUUUGACUAAUUCUUUGUGGCUCACCCUCCUUCUAGGACCAACAUCCCUGAGUCUCUUGACUGGCCAUUUCUGUGCCUCCUCUGGGACCACUUUUACUGUCUCUCUUGAAUUCAGCAGUCUAUUUCAGGGACGACAGUCAUUCCCUCCAUUUCCUCCUUUGCCCUCCAGUAUAUCACUGCCUGCCCAUGGGGAGUGAUCAGAGGCCAAAAAUAGUUUCUCUUCCACCCUGGACAUGCCCCUUGUUACCAGACCUCUAGAGACCAAAGUGCCCUUGUUGAGUCCCAUCCUGGAUGCUGGGUGCCAAGAAUGUGGGGUACUGAGAAGCAACAACUCCACAAACAAUAUACACAAAGAACAGAGAUCUGAAUCUGUGCACGAGCCUGGGGGAGGCUGGUACCAACAUAACACUACCUGGUAUCAGGCUGAAUUCCAGCAUUGCCACCUGAUGGUCCUUCAGAUCUCCUGGGCAAGGUGCUUUGUCUGCCUAAACUAGCUGCAGUCUCUCUGCACAACAGGGAGGAUGUAUCAUUUUAUCCCUUUUCAUGUUUUCCGCAAUGAUCACCCCCACCCCAGCCACAGCCUGCUCCCCUGUAGGGGCCUGGAGCCAAGAGAUCACAUUCAUCCCUCCUUGGCGGGGAGAAUGCCCUUCAAGAACAGGGCACCCUGGCUAUGUGGCUCAGAUAACGUACUUACCUCAUAGCUACUUGGGCAAUCCCCCAGGAUUAUAAAUUGGAAAGCAGCAACUGAUCUUCAUGGCUUAAAAGAAUUUCCCACAGCAGUCCCUAUCCCUUCCCUUCCCUCCAUCAUCCCCAAUUCUGAAAUAUAAAUAUAUAAGCACUAUCCCUACCCUGUGGGAGUAGACUAGGGAUAGGGCUGAGUGUGUGUGAGCCUGCACCUGGGAAAGCUGAGUGUGGUGGAUCACCGAACUCGGAAGUUCUAAGCUAUAGCCAGCCAAGCUGAUGGAUGUCAACACUGUCAUGCACCAACCUGGCAAGCUCAUGGGAGCAAGAAGUUAAGGAUGGGCAGAUUGACUCAGGUUAGAAACAUAGCACACCCAAACUCCUCUGCAGAUCAAUGAUCAGGCCUGGGUGUGGUCACUUUGUUUCUAGCCUGGGUAGGAUAGAUAUAUCUAGAUACUAAAAAAAGCAAACAAACCAAAAAAUGGAGUAGGGAAGGAGACGUGACCACACUAGAACAUCUGGGGCCAUUGUCACAUUUGGGGACAAUACCCUUUUUCAGCCAGAAGACCCCUGUUUCUCACGGUGCCCCAUUAACAUAGCAUUCCUAGCAGAGAAUAUUGGCAACAAGAGGGCCUAUAUAUCACAGGCUCACAAAUGAAUAGGCUAUCUUUGCUACCAUGUACUUUUAUUAAGUUUCCAUUGAUGCCAUCCAAUCAACACCAUGCAGAAGUUCCCACGCCUCUUGCUCUUGCCCCUCACUACUCCACCCCAUCUCCAAAAUCUCUCCAUAGCCGUUUUGCUUCAGUGAAUCCCACUCCAAAAGGUUGGGCUGGCCCAGCCUGAAAAAUCCCCCAAUGGGACUUGAGUGAAGCCUUCCCUCCCCACCAAUCUCAACCACAUAUGUUUCUGCCAUUGAUUCACUGAAGCGGAAGCUGUUCUGUGUGUCUGUCUGUAUGUUGUGAGCCAAUAAGCUAGAAAAUUUACUGUUAAAGGAGGGAAUGCUAGAAUAGACCCAGAGCACCACUGGGGCAGAGGGUAGGAAUCAGCUACACCAUUGUGCUGUCCAAGAAGUUUAAACUCAGAGAGCAAAGGACUGAAGAUUCACCAUAUCUCUUACACUCUUGCCAAAUUCUCUGAAAAUUCAUCAUACCUCACUUACUUGCCAGAUAUUCUGGACAGCACCUACUCAUUCCAUCUUCUUGAAAGUAAAUUUAGGAUGAGCCUCUUCAUUCCUAAUCCAGAGACCUCCAAGAGAUCCAGAGGAUUUAUCUAGGAAUAAAAGUCCAGAACCACCACAGAGUGAAUGGAAACUUCAAGAACCAAAAUUGAUCCAGAGUAAUUCAGGGAAAAACCAGGAGGGAACAGGCUUUCCAGAUUUGUGGAGAGAGCUGAGCAACCUGCAUCCUCAGAUACAUCUUAGGGUGCCUCUCCAGCUACUUACUACCUUCAGUCAGUAGUGAAUGAAGUCAAUGAAAAGCCUUCUUGCUCCUGAGAAGAGAGAUAUGCAGACAAUGUGAACAUUCCCUGAACUGGAACAUUUGUGACAAGAAUGUAACCAAGUUUCUACUAACAGCCCUUCUGGGAAUGAAUCAGAAGGAGAGAAAAGGGAAAGAUGGAGAAAUAAUCCAGAAUUUCAAUGCUUUUGAAUGUUUCUAUUGAUACUGACCUGUGAGAUGCUGCCCCUUCCCCUCCCCAGGUUAGGGGUUUUGAGAUCAUAGAUAUUUGUAUAAUUUAUUUAAUUUAAUCGCCAUUCUUCUUUUGUUCUUUUGGUAAUAAAUUUUCUAAAAAUGUGAACAAA
Molecule: messenger RNA, 5405 nt
Organism: Antechinus flavipes (yellow-footed antechinus)
Lineage: Eukaryota; Metazoa; Chordata; Mammalia; Dasyuromorphia; Dasyuridae
Gene: SLC26A9
Product: solute carrier family 26 member 9
Exons: 21
Coding region: 74-2449 (791 amino acids)
Biological process (GO): transmembrane transport
Cellular component (GO): membrane
Molecular function (GO): bicarbonate transmembrane transporter activity; sulfate transmembrane transporter activity; oxalate transmembrane transporter activity
Source: RefSeq, a predicted model, not a curated record